UAACAAAGAAGAAUGUGUUUCAUUAAUGGAGGUGCUUCAUUGAGUCUCUGAGGACAUUGCUUACCAUAUAAAUAAAUGUCACUAGAUGCAGUCCAAUGUAGAGGGGUGAGAUCUACAACAGUGUUUUUAUAUAUUUAUAUUCGGUGUAGUUGGAAUAUCUUUAUAUACUGUAUGCUCAUGUGUUUGUAACGUAAGAUAUUUCUUUAGGAUACACUGUAGAUAAUUGAAAUAAAUACACGAAAAUAAUGUUAGGAAACAUAUCAGAAGCCAGCACAAGCUUUGUUCUCCUUGGUGUAGUGGAGAUGGAGAAGUUUAAGUUCCUAUAUUCUGCCAUAGCGCUGUUUGUUUAUAUCACAACCAUGUUCAUAUGUUAUUUAAUCAUACUUGUUGUCUGGACUGAGGAAAGCCUGCAUGAACCCAUGUACAUCUUCAUAUGUAAUUUGGUCUUCAAUGGUAUGUUUGGUAGCUCAACUUUCCUCCCCAAGCUAACCUUUGACUUACUUUCUGGGUCCACCACCAUUUCCUUUUCUGGUUGCCUUGUCCAGUCUUUUUUCCUUCAUAGCUUUGCUGCCAUCGAAGUAUUUACCUUUACCAUAAUGGCCCAUGACCGGUAUUUAGCUGUUGGCGAGCCACUGAGAUACCCAGCUUUGAUGACCAACACCCGGGCAAUGAAGUUUAUAAUCAUAAACUGGGUUUCUGCCUUCUUAGUAGUCUUCGUUCCCGUGACAAUGACAGCAUAUCUCCCAUUAUGCGGGAGACACCUCAAUAAUGUGUUCUGUGAAAAUAUGUCACUUAUAAAAUUAGCUUGCGGAGAUGCUUUGGUCAAUAAUAUCUUUGGAGCUGUUGAGGCAUUUUUGAUUGACAUCAGUUGCCUGCUAAUGAUCGUUUAUUGCUACAUAAGAACAUUUAUCAUCUGUUUGAAGAUUUCCAAAGAAGCUUGUCAGAAAGCCAUCAGCACUCUGGUUACCCACCUCGCCGCAUUCUCAACUUUUAUGAUCGCAAGUUUCUUUAUUUUAUUACGAUACCGGCUAAACAGUGGAUCCGUCUCCCUAGCCGCUCAUGUUUUGAUCACCGUCAUUGGACUGAUGACUCCAAUCACUGCGAACCCUGUCAUUUAUGGAAUAAGGACAGAAGCCCUGAAAAUCAAAAUUGUACGCAAGUUUCAAAAGAUGACACACCGGGACUUUUGA
Rana temporaria (common frog) is the source of this 1190-nucleotide messenger RNA. Its product is annotated as olfactory receptor 4D5-like. Gene Ontology annotation, molecular function: olfactory receptor activity. The transcript has a single exon. Gene Ontology annotation, biological process: G protein-coupled receptor signaling pathway. The coding region runs from base 246 to 1190 and encodes 314 amino acids. Gene Ontology annotation, cellular component: membrane. The record is from RefSeq and is a predicted model, not a curated record. Lineage: Eukaryota; Metazoa; Chordata; Amphibia; Anura; Ranidae.